AUGAGCGAAUCGCUGCCAAAGCAAGCUUCGUCGCGAGUCGACGGUGUGCAGAACUUCGGAACCGAUGACAAUUGGCCGGAGACCAGGAAUAAGAAGAUCCGGCAUUUGGCCAAGAAGGACCCCUUGGCUAGUGGUGUCGAGGAUGUCAGUCAAAUCCACCUGCAGUACAUCAGGGAACUUCUCUUGUGCUUCAGCAAGAAGAUCAGCGAAAGAUUCAGCCCCGCAGUGAACGAGGCAGGCCGCCAAGUGCUCUUCUUCAGCUGCGAGAGAUCAGACUCAGGCGAGGUUGAAUCUCUAGCGGACGUAGCUGCAACGGCAUCCUCGAGUGGACCGACAAGCACGACGUUGUCAGCAUAG
Molecule: messenger RNA, 357 nt
Organism: Guillardia theta CCMP2712
Lineage: Eukaryota; Cryptophyceae; Pyrenomonadales; Geminigeraceae
Exons: 4
Coding region: 1-357 (118 amino acids)
Source: RefSeq, a predicted model, not a curated record